Molecule: messenger RNA, 3606 nt
Organism: Didymella exigua CBS 183.55
Lineage: Eukaryota; Fungi; Ascomycota; Dothideomycetes; Pleosporales; Didymellaceae
Product: armadillo repeat domain-containing protein
Exons: 3
Coding region: 300-3476 (1058 amino acids)
Biological process (GO): proteasome-mediated ubiquitin-dependent protein catabolic process
Cellular component (GO): GID complex
Source: RefSeq, a predicted model, not a curated record
CAGCAGUCAGUCCUGGAGCGACACGACAUCCUGCAGCUCGUUGCGCCUGCCAAUCGCCGCGCUGUUCUUUCUCUAUCAUCUUUUGUAACUGCCAACAAUUUGCACCUUCCACGGUCUGUAAUUCUCUCACCAAACUACCCGGCGCGUCGAAGCUAGAGUACGAAUGCGACGAUCUCCCCGCAUAUCACCGACCUCGAAAUCUCACUGAGGCGUUGAGCACCAUUCUCAAUUGCUUCUCCGCCGAUCGUUUCUAACCUCCUGCGAUCGACCCCUCUCACAUCCCAAACUAAACUCUGAACAUGGGUCGUUCAACCAUACCCUCCGCUCUCGCUGAGCUCUCGAACCCAACAUCCUCCGAAGCGCAAGUUAUCGCCUUACGGAAUCUCAAGAAUGAGAUUGUCGGACAUGAGCAGAGAAAGGAACUCGCGGUCACAUAUGGCGUUGUCAGGCCGCUCGCUGGGCUGCUGAGAGAAGGUGUGCGGAGAGGAGGAAAGAGGCGGCACAGCAAUGGCACAACACAAGAAGCUCACAAUGGCGCUGAUACUUCGUCAAGACCGGCUGCUGCUUCGCGGAUACGGUCAGCGCAAGCACAAGAAGAGUGGAGAAAAGAAGACGACCUGCGAUUCCAGGCUACACUGGUAGUCGGCAGUCUUGCGAACGGUGGCCCGGCAUUCACUGCCCCAUUGCUCGCAGGCCAUGUUCUUCCACCGAUGCUCGAGACGUUACGACUGGGCGAGACGCCGAAUCGAGUCCUCACUACGACUCUUAUGACGCUGAAUCAGAUCGUUGAUGCUGUUGCGCAGGAGAAGCCUGGUCCGGACACGAAUGGGACGAGCCUUGCGGCAGUUGUGAGGGAGCAGGUGUACACGCGCUCGGUGGUUGAAAAUAUUGCAGAGAUACUGGCGCAGACGGCUGGUUCGUCCAAGGUAAACCAGCAGGUGCUGCUGGCGAUACAGCUCCUGAUCAAGACAUGUGUGGAGGACGCUCACAAGAAGGUGCUUGUUGAUGCUGGUAUACUGGACAUACUAGCCGUCAAACUGGCCAGCAUUGCGGCAGCAGAUGAUUCAGUCCCUCAGACUGACUCGACACGAUCGCAGCGUGAAAACGUACCGUCAAAGUUCCUGUCCGAAAUCGUCGAGGCUAUUGCAGCCAUCAUCAAGGGCUCGCAUUUCUACGCCGCCCGCUUCCUUUACUCGCAACCUAUACAACAGCUCUUCGGCUGGCCGAAAGAGCGCACCUCGGCCGCAUACGAUGCACAUAGCAGCUCCAAACAGUCCUCGUGGGACAAGCUGAUACCCCGCGUGCAAACGAUAACGAGCAAGACCGAUCCAUACACUAAGUCCUGGCCAGCGCUGGGCUCCUACACCGCAGUGAGCGGCGAGAGCUACGCGCGGCUGCCCAGUAUGGAGACAACGACACAAAGCUCCAACCGGAGCGUCAUUACAGACGAGUCUGAAUCUCCGCUGUUUAUAUGGCUUAUGUAUGUAGCUCGGCGCGGCGAGGGUGCGGAGCGCUUGUCUGUGUGCUAUCUCCUGGCACUGCUCAAGAAUUUUGGUGAGAAGUGGCCACUGAACGAUCCGUCGAAGGUCAUAAGAGAACGACACUUUUCGUAUCUUGUCAUCCCACUUGUCGUCAAGAUGAUCGAAGAGUCGUCUGAGCAGGCGAAGAAGGCACAUACUCUCAUCCCUGCGGCGAGAGAUGAGGUGCGCUUUGUGCUCGAGCGUUCGCCCCUUGUAUUGGCUGAACUGGUCACGGGCAACAAAGCGCUUCAGACGGCUGCUGUGGAUGCGCAUGUCAUGCCUAUACUUGUGCAGAUCUUGAAGAAGUCUUUCGAGCGAGUCACGACCAAUGCCAAACCCCUCUGGAAACCAAGAGCAGCGUCACACGAAGUGAAGGAUCAAGUCAUUGAUCCUGAGUCUUCGACAUUGGGGAGAUCUGGCCUCAGCGUAGAUAUUCUACACGCCUUCCGGGUCAGAGAAAGCGCACUGCUGGCUUUGGCGGCGAUAGCCGGAGAUCAAGAUCCAUAUAGGAAACUGGUUAUCGAGAUGGGUGCUGCGACACACAUCAUCGAGUCUCUUGUCCCGUACUCGGAAUCGAGUGAGAAAGACGGCAAUCCUGAUGCUGUUCUCAGGGCAGCUUGCACCGCCACGAGGUCGCUGUCAAGAUCGGUCAGCGUACUCAGAACGAGCUUGAUCGAUCAUGGCAUCGCCAAUCCUGUGUUCGAACUGCUGAAUCAUCAGAGUAUAAAGGUGCAGAUUGCGGCCACGGAGGUGAUCACCAAUUUGGUUCUGGAGGUGUCGCCUAUGCGUACUGAGAUCAUCGAGGCUGGAAUCAUGAAGACCCUCUGUGAACAUUGCCGGUCAGCCAACUUUGAUCUACGUCACGGAAGCAUUUGGGCUUUGAAGCACCUCUGCCUCGGUAUCCCGGUUGCUAUGAAGAUACAGUGUCUCGAUGAGCUGGGUGUCGGCUUCCUCAUGCAGACGCUCAACGGCGAAUUCGCGAAGCCUGCAAUGGGCACGCCGAAUGCAGCCGGUGAACAGGUCGACAUACUGAACGCUGUCGAUGAGCCGCACAUGGAUGUCGACGAUGAUCCGUCUUCAGACGAAGACGAGGACACCAUGACUGACGCCAUACCUUCGAUGCGGCGGCACCAGCGUCCUGGAUCCCGGUAUACGAGUGCAACAAACAUACAUGACCGUUUACAGCAAAUCAAGAACGACGAGCUGGAUCCGCGGACCAAACUCGAGCGCGAAGAACAGGCCAUUCAGAUGCAGUCGCUUGACUUCAUCCGCAACUUCUGCGCCGAAGAGAAGAAAUCCGGUGAAAUGAUUGACCACCUCCUCAAGACCUACGGUCAUAGCCGGUUCUUCGAGAUGCUCGAUUCCAAGAUCCGCCCUAAGAUACCUUCGCCCGCAUCCUCCCAACCUCAGAUGGACUCACCAACCCCAUCCUACUGGCCCGGCACAACCCAACAACGGCCUCCGUUCCCUAGUUCGCCGUCAACACAACCAAACUGGUCCACCUACCACUCGAAUGCGAUCCUCAAAGCUGCCAUUUUCAUCUUGGUCCACCUCGCCAACGGCCGACCACAUCAUCGCACACUCCUACUUGGGCAAACAACCCUCAUGCGACAUCUCCUCCCGCUCUUCUCGCACCCCGCGCGCGACGUGCGGCUUGGCUGCGCCUGGAUGGUUAUCAACCUCGUCUGGGUGGAAGACCACACCGAAGAAGCUCCGACACGGGAAAGAGCGAGGGUGCUGAGGGAGAUGGGUUUCGAAGCCAAGGUCAAUGAGUUGGAGCGCGACCCGGAUCUGGAUGUCAGAGAGAGGGCAAAGACGGCAACGGAUGUGCUGGGCAGGAUGAACGGGGAGGGUGGCGAGAGGAGAGGGGGAAGUGGGUAUGCGAGUCCGAGUCAGGCGUUUGGAAUGGAGGGCUUGAGGGGGUUGCAGGGGUGGGGGAGGGAGUCGAGAGGCUGAUGGUGAACGGAGAUGUGUACAAUGUGUAGAGUAGCCAUUCUGGGGUUUUUAUUGCACGUGGAUUAGCGGUCGCACGUGGGAAGAUGUCAAUUGCUGGGGUAUAUGAACCAAUUCGAGAUCUGGUCUGUCA